UAGAAGUUGAGCACGGCAGCCCAAAUGCGAAAUCCCUAAGUCAUUCUGCCCAAACAUUCAUUUAACAGCCCAAAACAUGCGAAAUCCCUAAAUUCUCUUCCUCUUCCUCCCAUUUUCUCUUUCUACUCUGCAAAUUCAGCUAAAUCUCUAAUUUGUGGAUAUUACGAUCCUACGAUUCGAUCCUGCUAGCUCAUCACGAUCCAAAGUGGGAUCGCGAUCCUGACAACAUUGGUGCCACCAACUAGAAGCCUAAACCCUGAAAGCCAAGGUAGAGAGUAAGACGGAAAAAAGACUGAACAAAAGAAGCCAUGAGAAGAGCACUUCUGAGAAAUGUUCCACUCUUCUCUCGCAAUUUCUUACCAUCUCCUUCAAUUUCUUCCAUACGAAAUCCAUCACCACACAAUGUAUUAUCCCAGAUUUCAAAUUCCUAUUCAUUCAGGUUUUUCUCCUCUGAAAAUGAUUCUCCUGACCAAAACCCUAAACCUCCUCCAUCUGAAGCCACUUUAGCGCAGCCUGAAAUCAAAGAUCCACAAAUGAUGUUGAAGAUGUCAGCAAUAAAGAGCUGAAAAUGAGGAUAGAGAAGUACUUUGAGGGUGAUGAGGAGGUACUUCCUUCAGUUCUUGAGGCGAUACUGUCGAGGAGGUUAGUGGGGAAGCAUGAAGAAACCGAUGAUGAGUUGACGGAAGAACUCCGUUUCGCCCCAUUGGAUGAUGUUGGUGGUGAAGAAUUCGAGUCAGAUUUUGAGGAAGGUCAUAAAACGGAUGAUGAUAUUACUGACUUGUACAGUGCCAAGGAUAUAGUUGUCAAGAGGAUGAUGGAGGAUGAAUACUUUAACAUGGAUGACAAAGUGGGUGAAAUUGUUCAGGAAGCAACGGAGAAAGGAUAUGCAAGGGAUAUGAGGGAGUGUGAGGAGAUUUUGGAGGAUAUGCGCGACUGGGAUAAGCUCCUGCCAGAUGACAUGAAGAAGAAGGUCAAAGCAAAGUUUGAUGAAUUAGGAGAUAAAUGUGAGAGAGAGGAACUUGAGCCAGAAGAAGCAUAUCAGCAUUUCAAGGAGUUUGAGGAUCAGAUUGUGGCUGAGUAUGUGAAGAAGGUGGAAAAAGAAGAGGUAUCUCCAAAGUCGGAUGAGGUGACCGAUCUUGUGAAGAAAAACAAGUCUGAUGAUCCACCUGGUGUGGGUCCAGUUCUCAGAUGGCAAUCGCGGGUGGUAUUUGCACCAGGAGGUGAUGCGUGGCAUCCUAAAAACAGGAAGGUGAAAUUAUCUGUGACAGUCAAGGAUCUUGGACUCUCGAAAUAUCAGUUCCGCCGAUUAAGAGAAAUAGUGGGGAAACGGUAUCAUCCUGGAAAAGAUGAGCUAACAAUUAUAAGUGAGAGGUUUGAAGAUCGUGAAGAGAAUAGAAAGGAUUGUCUGAGAACCCUGCUUAAUAUCAUUGAGGAUGCUGGUAAAGCUAAUAAAUUGGUAGAUGAGGCUCGAACAUCAUAUGUCAAACAAAGGCUUAAAGCAAAUCCAGAAUUCAUGGCAAGAUUGCUUGCUAAGACGAACCAAGCCCCAGCUGCUGUUCCUGCAUAAGUAGUCUUUACCGGUUUUCUUUCUUUAUAUAAUACAGUUGUAUCGAAAUGCUUUUCAUAGUCUUUUUGGUCGAGGCAUCGAUGCAUCAAAUUCUUUUGGUUUCCUCAGGUAUCAGCUACUCAUAGGAGAGGGUGGGUGGGUGGGAAAUGUAUUAGUGUAGAUUGCUUCAAUGGACGCAAUUUCCAAUCCAAUGUUGUGCAGACAAAGUUAUAAGGAAACCGUGCUAUGGGAUCCUUUUAAUGCUUGUAUCAUCGAUCCAUUGUGCUUAAAACAACUCAACUAAAUAGAUUUUGGGCUUGUAUUAUUCGUUUGAUGAGAUUGAGGUUUUGUUCUCCUCGUCUUAUUUUCAAAUAAGCUAAUAUAAGUUCAAUGGAUGACUGCUCAAA
This is a messenger RNA of Beta vulgaris subsp. vulgaris (sugar beet), 1953 nucleotides long. RefSeq lists its product as hypothetical. Gene Ontology annotation, biological process: mitochondrial translation. Gene Ontology annotation, cellular component: mitochondrial small ribosomal subunit. The transcript has 5 exons. The coding region runs from base 569 to 1567 and encodes 332 amino acids. The record is from RefSeq and is a predicted model, not a curated record. Gene Ontology annotation, molecular function: structural constituent of ribosome. NCBI's taxonomy places the organism in Eukaryota, Viridiplantae, Streptophyta, Magnoliopsida, Caryophyllales, Amaranthaceae.